AUGUUUCAGGAAGAGAAAAACAAGCUUUAUGAUGAAUAUGCACAGGCACUUCUCAACAAUGAAAAGUCAUACAAGGCACUUAAAAUGGAGCAGGAGGUAUACAAGCAAACACUGAAACAGUUUGACAAGAGUGAAAGGGAUAUUAAAGCACUGCAGACUGUUGGACAUAUCAUUGGAGAGGUUCUGGAAAAUCUAAGUGAUGAAAAGUUUAUAGUUAAGAGUAGUCAAGGGCCAAGAUAUGUGGUUGGAUGCAUGAAAGCAAUCGAUAGGAAAGAAAUAACAACAGGAACACGUGUAGCGCUUGAUAUAACAACGCUUACAAUCAUGGUUGUGUUACCCAGGGAGGUAGAUCCGAUGAUAUACUCUAUGGGAGAAGAAACCCCAGGAGACAUAUCUUUUGAGUCUGUUGGAGGGCUUAGAGACCAGAUCAGAGAGCUUAGAGAGGUGAUUGAGCUUCCACUGAAAAACCCAGAGAUAUUCAGGAGGGUUGGAAUUAAGGCGCCAAAAGGUGUUUUGCUGUAUGGGCCUCCAGGAACAGGGAAGACACUGCUGGCAAGAAUAGUUGCAUCAACAAUGGAUGUGAACUUCUUGAAAGUAGUGUCAUCUGCACUGAUUGAAAAAUACAUCGGGGAGUCAUCAAGAAUGAUAAGAGAAAUGUUUGCAUAUGCAAGGAGAAAGGCGCCAUGCAUAAUAUUCAUGGAUGAGAUUGAUGCGAUUGGAGGAAAGCGGUCUAAGGACUCAAGCUCAUCAGAUAGAGAGGUGCAGAGGACAUUGAUGGAGCUUCUGAACCAGCUUGAUGGGUUCAAUGAGCUUGACAAUGUAAAGGUGAUCAUGGCAACAAAUAGGCCUGAUAUUCUCGACCCGGCCCUUCUGAGACCUGGCAGGCUCGAUAGGAAAAUCGAGAUACCUCUUCCAAACGAGCAAGGCAGAAAGGAAAUACUGAAGAUCCAUUCGAAGAAGAUGAACUCAAUUGAGGAGAUCGACUAUGAAAUGCUUAUGAAACUGACAGCAGGGUUCAAUGGCGCAGAUCUUCGAAAUGUGUGCACUGAGGCUGGAAUGAUUGCCCUGAAGGAUGAAAGGGAUUAUGUAAAGCACGAUGACUUUGUAAAGUCUGCCAGAAAAAUAGCAAAUACAAAGAAGCUAGAAACCAGGAUGGAUUAUAAAAAGAAGUAA
Molecule: messenger RNA, 1173 nt
Organism: Ordospora colligata OC4
Lineage: Eukaryota; Fungi; Microsporidia; Ordosporidae
Product: regulatory subunit of ATP-dependent 26S proteasome
Exons: 1
Coding region: 1-1173 (390 amino acids)
Biological process (GO): positive regulation of RNA polymerase II transcription preinitiation complex assembly
Cellular component (GO): cytosolic proteasome complex; proteasome regulatory particle, base subcomplex
Molecular function (GO): proteasome-activating activity; ATP binding; ATP hydrolysis activity
Source: RefSeq, a predicted model, not a curated record